Colletotrichum siamense is the source of this 3726-nucleotide messenger RNA. RefSeq names its product Poly(A) RNA polymerase cid13 (gene cid13). The record is from RefSeq and is a predicted model, not a curated record. Gene Ontology annotation, molecular function: nucleotidyltransferase activity. Bases 1 to 3726 code for a protein of 1241 amino acids. The transcript has 6 exons. Gene Ontology annotation, biological process: RNA 3'-end processing. NCBI's taxonomy places the organism in Eukaryota, Fungi, Ascomycota, Sordariomycetes, Glomerellales, Glomerellaceae.
AUGGAAAGUCGGGCGACAACCGCAGAAUCGAAGCAUACUUAUCCGUCAAGUCCUUGGCUACACCAGCCUGCGAUAUCCUCGAGUAGCGCAACGCUGAACCCUUGCCACUUCGUCGACGCCUCGUCCCGCGUCCCCGCCCAGGUCGAUUUCUGGCCCCUUCUUUUCCCUCAGCAAGCAUCUGUCUACCAAGCGCAGUUGCUGCACUACACCAAUCUCGUCUCUCCGGGACGAGGAGGCGGCUUGCAACAACCACAACCGCUUCCUCAGGCGACAGUGGCGGCUCCUCACAUUCAGGCGGCCCCCCGUUCUCGAUCCUCCUCCAAGGUGUCGAACAAGGACCAACCCGCAACAAAAGGCACCCAAGGAGGCCAUGGGAAUAGAGUUGUGCAGAGCAAAGACAAAGGCGAUCGUGCUGUCAUAACAGGCAAGGACGCUCCGCCCAAGAUGCAGCAGCCAUCUCAGCCGGAGCUUUCGCAUCCUCUGCCCGCUCGCCCUGGGGCGCGCCCUACCAAUGGCCAAUCCCACUCCAACUCGAUGCCCUCCACGCCUCAACAACAUGCUAGGAACUUCUCGUUCGAGUCGCGCGAGCCAUCGCCUACCGCAACAAAUAACCACUCACCCCGCUCUGCUUACUCCGAAACGAAUAGCAAUCUUCCCUCAUUACGACCUCUCCCUCCUCGUUUGGGCGGUUGCCAAUAUGAGACGGCGCAGGUAAACUCGAGAAGGAGAAUGCCCUAUAGUUUAGGGAGCGACAAGCUUGAAAAGACGAACCUUGAGAAAAUCAAGAGCAAGCUGUCGGAAGAUGAAGAAAGGAAGUUGACCACAGAUAUGCGCGAGCUCUACGACAGGUUAAUACCGACUGAGAAGGUCGAGGAGAACCGCAAAAAGCUUGUCGUCAAAUUGGAGAAAAUCUUCAACGAGGAGUGGCCGGGAAAUGACAUCCGCGUCAAUCUCUUUGGUUCGUCGGGUAACCUGCUUUGCUCCGAUGACUCCGAUGUCGACAUUUGCAUCACGACACCAUGGAAGGAGAUGGAGGGCGUUUGCAUGAUUGCGAACCUCCUCGCAAAGAAGGGCAUGGAGAAGGUAGUCUGUAUUUCCGCCGCGAAAGUCCCGAUUGUCAAAAUCUGGGACCCCGAACUCGGCCUCGCAUGCGACAUGAACGUGAACAACACUCUGGCCUUGGAGAACACGCGAAUGGUGCGCACUUACGUCGAGAUCGACCCACGAGUGAGGCCACUGGCGAUGAUUGUCAAGUACUGGACACGGAAGAGGAUCGUGAAUGACGCUGCCUUCGGCGGCACACUCAGUUCCUACACGUGGAUUUGCCUGAUCAUCGGAUUCCUGCAACUCCGCGACCCGCCAGUCCUUCCGUCACUGCACCAGCGACAACACCAAAGGCUCCCUAAGAAGGGUGGGCCGGAGAGCGCGUUUGCCGAUGACCUCGACAAGCUUCGUGGGUUUGGCGACAAGAACAAAUCUUCUUUGGGUGACCUUUUGUUUCAAUUCUUCAGGUUUUAUGCGCACGAGUUCGACUACGAGAAGAAUGCCAUCUCGGUCCGCCUUGGUAGGAAAGUGUCGAAACAGGAGAAGGGAUGGCAUAUUGGUCUGAACAACUUCCUGUGUGUGGAGGAACCAUUCAACACUGUUCGCAACUUGGGCAACACUGCAGAUGAAUACUCUUUCCGCGGCCUUCAUCUCGAGUUGCGACGAGCAUUUGAUCUGAUCUCGGAAGCCAAACUGGAUGAGUGUUGCGAGCAGUACGUUUACCCCAAGGAGGAGCCGCCAACUUUCCAAAGGCCCGCGCAGACUUCGCGUCCGGUCAUGAUUCGCAGUUCUUCGCAGCAGCAUUCUGGCAGAGGAGGUGGCCGCGGCAACUACCGGGGCGGUCGUCAUUCUAACAACUUCCACCGCAACGGAAACUCCAACCGGAGAGCGUCGUCGAGCGUUGCCUAUGAUACUAACACAAUGUACAUGCCGCAAGUAGCAGUCACACCGCAGGAGCUCGCCUGGUUCACACAACAGCCGUCAGCUCACCAGCUUCAGUACCCCGCGCUUGUGAGUGCAGCCAUGGCCGCCCAAUUACAGCAGGAAAAUAACCUUCGCAUCCAGCUCUACAGCCAGUCCCAGGUAUACCAGCAAGUACAAGCCCAGAUGGCUGCGCAAAUGCAUGCUGCACAGAGAAUGCAAAGCUCCAACGCAAACUCGCAGCAGGGCUCCGAGCGAUCUAGGACCAAUUCGUUCGACAACCCUCCCCUGAGUGCUCCCAUCGCUGCUCCUGAGUGGUACAGCAUGUAUGGUGGUGUUCCCUUCCCCGCUACCUACUACAACCAGUCUGGAUUCACGUACCCAUCCUCACCUGCAACAACCACGGCGACACCGGAGUACCGUCGAGGAUUGCAAAGGUCUUCAGUGACAACGGAAUCCGGCAACUCGACGUCGGGAAGCUCGCUGAGGUCUCAAUCGCAGCCAGCUUCGCGGUCUGGCCCAGCAGGACAACAGGCGCAAGGCUACCCCGGCUCCAGCACGCCAACGAAUGGAAGCUCGCAUCCGCCCCGCCAGGCCAAUGGAGUUCCGAUCCCGAGCUUCAUCCCUGACGACGCUGAUUACGACGAGGCGCCUCAACGGCCUGCAAGCAACUCACCAAACUCCGACGAUGGAGCUGCGUACUUGGGCUACUAUGUUUCAGAAGCAUCCAGUCCAGCCCGCUCUCAAGACCAUAUUGGACCGCCGGAUGCGAAGAACGUCACGCUCACCAUCCCCUUUGGGCCAUGCUCGAACCUUUUCAACGAGCACGUCAGCCCAGCAAGACCGUUGGUGGUCAACGGGACGGGCUCUUCUCUACGCACGAGCUCUACUCCCUUCCAGUCAGCCCCAGUACCCGAUGCGACGCCGGCCGAAGACUCAUCUAGAUCGUCUCAGGAAACCCCACUCCAAGCUCAAGGCUUAGGAAUUAGCGGUUUUACUACGGACCAGGUUGAUGGUCAGUCUUCGUUUCGGUCUGAGCCUGUGAAGACACCUAUUUCAGAGCGUCCCCCAGUGAUUGUCAACGGCACGACCACACCCUCAUCGAUCAGCAACACUGCUGCCACGGCCUCGCCUGCUUCAGCGCCUCGACCUGUCGACGACCCUUCGUUUCGCGACAGAAUCGCCUUAAUGAAUCAGUAUGGGUGGUCACAGCAAGCUCAGGCGUCGCCGGAGGUUCCCGUCGGAAACCAAAUUUCCCUGCAGCGAAGGGCUAUGCGGCAGCAAAGUGGGGUGAUAGCACCGCUCGAUCUGGCGACCAGGGAGAACAGGAUGAACGGCCAUCAACUUAGCAUUGAUGCUCAACAUCUCUCACCCAUCAACGAGACACGUUCGCCUUCUCCGACAGUCGUGAGGAAAGGCGACUUCCAAGUGAAGGGUGAUCUGCAGAGUGGCCACGCAGAGUCGACCCUGCCGGCUCACAAAGACAAGGGUCAGGUUGUGAAGGAGGCCAAGCAAAGUCAAUCGACGCAAUCGUCAAAGUCUCAGUCGUCAAACGCGCAGCGCCAAUCGGGUCAGCCCGCAAGAACAAACGGCAACCGGGAGAACGGCCAUCGCGGCGGCAAGAACGAUGGUCAUGGUCACGACGGAGGAUGGCAAAAAGCUACCAAGGGUCGAAAAAAGGGCGAUGGGAAGAACCAAGGCAACGGAUUUGUCUCCAGCGAGCUGCCGCCCAAGCAUGACGCAGAUCGUAAGGGUGGCUAA